This is a messenger RNA of Aaosphaeria arxii CBS 175.79, 2459 nucleotides long. RefSeq names its product glycoside hydrolase family 79 protein. Bases 466 to 2193 code for a protein of 575 amino acids. The transcript is spliced from 2 exons. NCBI's taxonomy places the organism in Eukaryota, Fungi, Ascomycota, Dothideomycetes, Pleosporales. The record is from RefSeq and is a predicted model, not a curated record.
AAUCCAUUCACUAAGCCCCCCCCGUCGUGACGCAUCCUUAUCCCAUCCCAUGUUGCUUGACAGGUUUACGGCCGUUUACCUGCCCUGCUCAAAAGUCAUAGCGGGUGGGUGGAUGUUUGUAUUGUAGGUGUGGGUGCGGAUAGACUAAUACUUGUAAUAACAAGGCAGCACAUCUUCCAAUACAGGUAAAUAUACUUACCAAUUACUUGUAUAUACACUUGCACUUACCCUGGUGGGUCUCGACUUCCGGAGCCUCCAUCAUCCAUCUACCCUCUUCUAUCAUCGACCUUCCCUCUUGCUCUCUCUCCCUCUCUCUCGUUCCCCAUACUUGUUUUCACUCGCUCUUGCUCUCUCUCGUUUUUUUCCUCUUCCCCCUACACAUACCUCACUCGCUCUUCGUCUGUCUUGCGUGCAUUCUGAUUUCCACUGUAUCUGUUUGCGCGCGUUGUCGGCGCUCUAGCAAACAUGCUGCGUUCGUUAUGCCCUUCCGGGCUCUUACUGUCGUUUGCGACCCAGUCCCUCGCUCAGUCCAUAUCCUUGUCGAUCGCCCCAAAGGCUACCGAUACAUCUGUUUCUGACGCCCUGGACCCGUCCUUCGCUGGCUUUGGUAUCGAGCCGUCCAAUCUGUUCACAUUCACUGGCGACGAAACCCCGAAUAAUUUCUCCAUCCAAUUGAUGCAGAACCUGGCAGACUACUCCGGAAAGCCCCCUCACAUUCGCUUAGGAGGAAACGCGCAGGACUACUUGAUAUACGAUGAGACUUAUAAGAAGGUUGCGUGGAAGCCGAACGCUGCGUCCAGCGCUCAGGGGACAUACGCCGCGGAUUCGAUCAUCGUCGGGCCGGGAUACUUCGAGGCGGUGGAAAGAUUCCCCAAGGACACUCCAGUCACCGUCGGAUUGAACAUGGCCUACAGCGGAGCAGACUACCUCGAGCGCAUUUCCACCAUGGCCCAGGCGGCGGUCGAUAACCUGAACAAUGUUAAAUUGUACUCUUUCGAAAUUGGAAACGAGCCCGAUCUAUGGUUGAAGAACCUGUUCCGAACUGCACCCUGGGACGGGAAGGUGUACACCCAGGAAUUCCUAGCUCGAGCGGAUGCCAUCUAUCAGCGCGUACUGAAGCCUGCCGGAUUGCCUGCGAACUUCUUCGAGGCCCAGGCCACGGCCAGUACCAUUGGAACCACCUUUGAGAUUAACAUGCUGAUUGAUGACGGGAUGCUGGACGAAGUGAACGGGAACAAAUACGUGUCGGCUUGGAACCAGCACGACUACUUCUACUUUUUCGAGGUGACACCCAAACCAAUAACACUUGACGACCUCAUGGACCUGGACCAAACCAAUACGCAGUUCCUCUACUGGGAGAAGCAGACCGCUAUCGGCUUGAAGACGGGCCUCCCAUUUGUGCUGCGCGAGAUGUGCUCGAUCGGUCCUAUCGGAUACCAUGGAAUUAGUGACACUCACGGUGCAUCUCUAUGGACUCUCAACUUCUUCCUCUACGCUGCCAGUCUUGGCAUCUCAUCCGUACAGAUGCACAUGACCGUAGACUCGAAUGCUUCAGCCUGGCAACCGCAAGUAUGGUACGGAAACCCCCAACACGUGCGACCCCAAUAUUACGCCCACGCCGCGAUCGCACAAAUCAUCGGGAAUGGCAACGGUACCACACAGAUUGCAUCGGUCAAGGCCAGCGGCAGCGGCGAUUACAAAGGCCGCAUUAGGGCGUAUGCCUCCUACGCGCAAGGUGUACUCCGGUCUUUGGUCCUGAUCAACUCCAAAAUGGCCAACUCCUCCGAGUCCAAGGGGAGCUUCACAUUCAACCUCGACUUGGGAAGCGACUAUCAAGACAGGGACGUAUUCAUAUCCUACCUUACGGCAGACGGUGCCGAAUCCCUCGAUACCACUACCUUCAACGCAAUGAAGUACUCUGACACAGACGGCCUGGCUUCGAGGGCCAAUGAAGACCCAGCCCCCAUCCGAACGUCCUCGACGGGAGCCAUCUCGAUCCCAGUGCGCGAUUCUGAAGCUGUGGUCGCCAACAUCGAAUGGCUAUUGGGCAGCACGGAGGUCAUCAACGGAGACGGCUCCAAGUUCAAGGGAAACAAGGCCUCGGCCGCCAUCCGCAUCAGCACGGGAGCAAGCACUAUCGUGUGGACGACCGCUACGCUCACCAUCGUCGCAGGGUUCUUCCUGACCGCAUAAAAGAGCGUGACUCCUUCGCAUCCUCUCACUCGCCAUUGUUUUUCAGCAACUUUCUCAAAAUCUGUUUGUUUCACAUGCAUGGCGCAGGCGUUACUCCAUAUGCAUUAGACCGUUUUCUUUUUUCAUGUUCCUCUUAUCUCUCUCACAAACUCUCUCUCUCUCUGUCUAUCUUACUCAAAUUCCCGAUAUAGGAAUCAGGAAUCGGAACCAGGUAUCCUGCCACACCCCCGCCCCAGGGUUAAUUCAACUGUUCGUACGGAGGCGCG